This is a messenger RNA of Aspergillus glaucus CBS 516.65, 1338 nucleotides long. Its product is annotated as aspartate aminotransferase family protein. NCBI's taxonomy places the organism in Eukaryota, Fungi, Ascomycota, Eurotiomycetes, Eurotiales, Aspergillaceae. The transcript has a single exon. Gene Ontology annotation, molecular function: transaminase activity; pyridoxal phosphate binding. The coding region runs from base 19 to 1338 and encodes 439 amino acids. The record is from RefSeq and is a predicted model, not a curated record. Gene Ontology annotation, cellular component: mitochondrion.
GACAGCAAGGCAUACACCAUGGCCUCGUCCGACGCUACUACAUUCUUCUCUAGAGCAGACAAGUACCUAAUGAGCACUGGAGUCCCCUACUCCCCCAUGAUAAUCACCAAAGCCCAAGGAACUCGCCUCUACGAUGCCAACAACCGCCAAAUCCUCGACUUCACAUCAGGCCAAAUGAGUUCUCUACUUGGCCACUCCCAUCCCGAAAUCGUCGAGGUCAUCCAGAAGCACGCCGUGGAACUCGACCAUCUUCUUAGUAACAUGAUAACGCAUCCUGUCGUCGACCUCGCUGAACGACUCGCGCGCUUCCUACCAUCUCCGCUUGAGAAGUCCUUCUUUCUCAACACGGGAUCUGAGUCCACGGAGGCAGCUAUCAAAAUGGCUAAAUGCUAUACCGGCAAUUUUGAGAUCGUCGCAUUCGCAGCCAGUUAUCACGGCCUAACCCAAGGCGCCGGAUCCGCAACAUACUCCACCGGUCGAAGAAAAGGCGGGCCCGCCAUGCCAGGCCAACUCGCCUUCCCAGCACCUUAUGCCUAUCGCUCUCUCUUCCGCAAAGCAGAUGGCUCGUAUGAUUGGGAAACAGAGCUAGAGUUUGGCUGGUCGAUGAUUGAUAGACAGAGCGUGGGGUCGCUGGCUGCGUUUAUCAUGGAGCCUAUCCUCUCUACUGGUGGCGUCCUAGACUUUCCACCUGGGUAUCUUCAGCAUAUGAGUCUUGAAUGCAAGAAGCGCGGUAUGUUACUUAUCAUGGACGAGGCACAGACUGGGGUUGGCCGUACGGGGCAGAUGUUUGCGUUUGAGCAUGAGGAUGUUGUUCCGGAUAUCCUGGCCUUAUCCAAGACCCUGGGAUGUGGGCUGCCGCUUGCUUCUGUCAGCACUACCGCAGAGAUCGAGCGUGGUUGCAAAGAGGCCGGAUUCUUAUGGCUCACAACCCAUCUCAAUGAUCCCCUGACUGCGGCGGUAGGGAACAAAGUUCUGGAAAUUGUGGAGCGAGAUCAUAUUUGCGAGCGAGCCACAGAGCGCGGAGGCCAAUUACGCUGUGGUCUCUUGAAGCUUCAAGAGAAGCACUGGUGCAUUGGCGACGUGCGAGGCCGGGGUCUAUUGCAAGGUAUCGAGAUCAUCUCUGACCCGGAGACCAGGGCUCCUGGACCAGAACUUGGACAGGCGGUUUCAGAGCAGGCUAUGGCGAGAGGUCUCUCUUGUAAUAUUGUUAAUCUGCCUGGUAUGGGUGAUGUUUUUCGUCUGGCGCCGCCGGUUACUGUUUCUGCGGAGGAGAUUGAGGAGGGUUUGGGGAUAUUGGAUGAGGCUUUUGCACACGUUCUGAGUGCGACGACUACUUAG